GAGAUUCACAAGGGUGUAGUUUUUAUUGGGCUCGAAAGCCUCCCAUUAGCAGUCUUGAGUGCCGCAGGAGAGAAGACUGCAACCUUCACGUAUCCUGGGGGACACCAGGGCAGCUCAAAAAUGUUCAAGAAGAGCACUACGAGGUCGGCCAGCAAAACAAGCAAGGCACUGAACAAUGAACUGGCUUUGCUCAUCGCCCGCAUGCAGAAGAAUGCUGACCAGGUCGAGAAGCAUAUCUACUUCAAUGAGGAGAAGCUUGCACUGGAUGAGAAGUACCUGAAAAGUGGUCAGAGGUUUCAGUACGAAAACGAUAACUCUGAAGCACUGGCCGAGUCUGAGAUGCUACUCAAGGACCUCUUCCUAGAUGCAGACAAAGCGAAGAAGAUGAAGCACCCACAGGCUACUGAGAUAGAGCAGGACAUAAAAAACCUCCAUGAACGCUGGUCCAAGAACUGCACCAAGUACCGUGACGUGUAUGACAACAAGCCAGAUGUGCCAGAUUCGACGCCCUCCAUAGACUGGAUGACUAUUCUUGGCCAAAAACAGCUCCAAGUGAAUCAGGGUAGUUAUCCAGUUGGACUUCCGGAGAUGGAGAAGCAGAUUGCCGAGCACAACAUCCUGCACAAGCAGAUUGAGGCAUAUGGCCCUCAAAUUGACCAGACCUUUACUGGCAAGCCGGAGGAUAAAGCCACCAUUCUGAAGCAGCAUGCUGCACUGCUGGAAAGCUCCAAGCAACGCAAGAACCAUCUAGCAAGCCUGUAUGGCUACUUGCAGGGCUGCACAAAGGAGCUGCUGUUUCUUAGUGAGAAUCAGGAUAAAAUCCUCAAGGAAGACUGGAGUGACCACAUGAAUGACCAUAUUGAAAUACGCAGGGAAUAUGAGAACUUCAAGGCUAACAGCCUACUUGAUCAUGAGGGUGAGGUGAAUAAGCUGCUGGAUAAAGGAGACAAUUUGCUUAUGGAGAAGCACCCAGCCAGCUCCACCAUUCAGGCUCAUCGAGAUGCACUACAGACAGAAUGGCAGGACUUCCUCAACCUCUGUGUCUGCAAGGAGACCCACCUGCACAACGUGGAAGACUACAAGAAGUUCUAUGACGAUGUGGACAGUGCAAGUCAAGCUGUGAAAAAGCAAAAUGCUGACCUGGACUCCAAGGUGGCCAACUCCAACAGUACCUCUGAGAUCCAGCGCUAUAUAGAGCGUGAAGAGAGAUCUGUCCAGCAGAAUGAACGACUCUUGGCAGACUUGAGAAAACGUGCCCCGGAAAUCUCUCCACUGAAACUUCGCCACACAAUGCCAUCCAAGUCUGUACCCGUGGAAAGUCUUUGCGAUUGGAACAAUGACAAGGAUUUCAUAACAAGAGGUGACAGGUACAACCUAAAGGAUAACCGGGACACUGAUAACUGGGUUGUCCAGGAUGUUGAUGGAGUGAACAAGACCCUUCCGGGUGUGUGUUUCCAAGUGCUACCACCUGACCCUGAGGCCACCAGCCGUCUGGACAGGCUGAGCAAAGACCUAAAUGAUCUGAAGAACAAGAGGACAAACCUACAGAACAACCUAAAGAGCCAGAACCUGGAGGUCAGCCGCAGUCUGAAUACAGCACCUUUGAUGAGCAGUGGUGAUGAGCCACAGGCCAGAAAGCUGGGUAGCCGUCUGGAGGAUAUAAACAACAAUCUGGAGCAGUGUGAGAAAGACAUGGUGACCCGUUUAAGGGCCCCUGUGAGCCGCAGUGCAGCACCCCAAGACAUCAGCAAGCGGCUCCAAGAGCAAGAGAACACAAGUAAGACCUUGCAAGGUCUUAACAUGGAGAAGGAUGCUGUCAAGAGAGACAUUGAUGACUUCCUCUCCAGAAGACCUACAGGCCCUACUGCUUCUGCCCUACCUGCCCAACUGGACAAGGUCCAGAACAAGUGUGAUGAAGUCACAGCUUUGUCUUCACUGUACACGCAGAAAGCCAAUGCCUCCCUCAACCUUGAAAACCAGAUGAAGAAGGUGGACAACAUCAUUUCGGGGAUGGAGAGCAACCUAGCCAAGGAUACUGGUAUCCCUUCCACCAGUGAUGGAAUUCAGAUUCGCAGCCAGGAACUGCAGAGGAUGAAGAGAGACUUGUCCAACAGUCAAGAUGAACUUCAGAAGUUACAGAGAGACUAUGCCAAGGCAGAGCAGCAGAGCAGUGCCCUGCAGAAGGGCUAUCAGGAAUACUGCCCUGACAUUAAGCGACAGCAGUUAGAUGUACAGAAACUCAACAGCCGUUACGCCAAUGUGGCCAACCAGCUGGAGCACAGAGAUAAACUUAUUAAGGAAGCAGAGCUGAAGAAUAUGGAUUUCCAAAAUGCAAACAAAACCCUUAACAGCUAUAUGUCCAACAUUCCGAACAACAAGCCAAUGCCUUAUGAUAGCUUGACUGAGGUCAACAACAAGCUCAAUUCCCAGAAGAGGGUUGUGGAUGAACUAAAAAGGAAAAACGAUGACGUGGAUCGGGCUGUGAAAGUCUCACAAGACCUGCAGGCCCUCUCUCAGGAGUAUGAUGCACAUUCAGAGAAGUACCGCAUGUCUCUUGAACCCAACAUAGCUGCUCAGGACUCCAAUAAGAUGCUUAGCACCCCUCUGAAGGACAGCGUUCAGAAACAGGAGAAGGGCCUUGUUAACCAGUACACAAAGGUGUCUGCAGAGAAUGAGCAACUUCUCAGCCAGUUGCAAUUUGCCAAAAAUGUCAAGGCACAGAAAGAAGAACAAGUGAAUGAAGUUGUGGUAAAGCAGCAGGUACAUCAAGAAAAUUUGCAGAAAUCUCUAAACGAGGCGGAGAACCUGAAGAAGGACCUAGACGAUGAGGUGUCCAAGCGCUCAAAAGUGAAUACUGAACUGGAGGAUCUCAGAAAGAAACUUCUGUUUCUAAAGAGCAGAAGAGGGGUAGAAAGACUGGAGGAGAAAGAAGUGGUGCAAUACUAUCGGGAUCCAAAACUGGAAAGUGAUCUCUCUAUACUGAGAAACAAAAUACAAGAUGAAAAUACACGCCGCUCUACCACCCAGUCAGAGAUUGAACUUAUAACUCAGAAGAUUGUUGUUUUGGAGAAAGAAUUGAAAUCUGUCACACCGCAACUUCUCACAAAAGAAGUGACCAGAAUUGAGAAAGACCCACAGCUCGAACAAGCAGCCGCAGAGCUGAGGAAGGAGAUUCAGAGGCUCCGGGAAGAGGUACAGAGAUCAGACAGUGACACUGUACGGGUGAAAACAGAGGUCAACGUCCUUUCACAGAAGAAGCCCAGUGUCAAGGAGAAGGUUGUGACCAAGGAAGUGGUUAAGUUUGAAAAGGAUCCCGAGAUGUUAAAGGCUGUUCGGGAAUUUCAGACAAUGAUCAGUGAUGAAAGUGAAAAAAGUAAAAAGAUAAAUGACCUCAUAUUCCAAACCAGGAGCCAGAUUAACACUCUGGAGAGGAUUAUCCCAACACUCGAGCCCAAAGUCGUUACCAAGGAACUGAAGAAAGUCGAACAGGAUCCAGAGCUCAUCAAUGAGUCCAGUAGACUGCGCAAUCAGCUGCAGGAUGAAAGGAACAAGAUCAGCUCUCUGGUGAAUGAAAUCAGUAGUCUUCAGAUUCGCUACCGUGAGGUGGAACAGCUGAAGCCUAAGGUGCAGGUCAAGGAGGUGGUCAGUGAGAUCUUCCGGGUUGAUCCAGAAACAGAAACAGAGGUGGCCCGUCUGAAGAGAGAGCUCCAAGACAGUAGCAAACACCGUGCAGAGUUGGAGAGGGACAUUAACCAAGUCACGAUUGAUCUGCAAGCCCUCCGUUCCCAGAAACCAAAGGUGGAAUUGAAAGAGGUAACUCAGGAAGUAUUGAAGAUGGAGAUGAGUCCUGAAAUCCAGCGGGAGAUUGAGAAGCUAAAGCAACAGCUCAGUAGACUUAAUGAUAGUCACAACCAGUCUGAGAAUUUAUUGUUAAGGCUACGCAAGGAAAGAGACGAAUGUAAAGCUGAAAAAUCAAAGGUAGAGACCAAACUUGUCAAUAAAGAGUUCAUUAAAUACGAGAAUGAUCCUCUCUUAGAGAAAGAAGCAGAAAGGCUCCGAAGAGAAAUGCGUGAGGAGGCCCAGAAGCGGCGGGCAAUCGAGGAACUUGUCUUUGACUUGCAGAAUAAGCACAUCCUGAUGGAGCGACAGAAGCCUCCCGAAAAGGUGGUGGUCCAGGAAAUUCUCCGGUUACAAAAAGAUCCCAAGCAAUUCAUGGAACACGAUAAGCUGAGUAGAGACCUAGAUGAGGAAAUAAAGAACAGAAGAAGACUGGAGCUGGAAUUAGAGCAGCUCCGAACUCUGAUCCUGGAGAAAGAGAGAAGCCUCAAUCUUGAGGAAGAGCGCAGCAAAAAGAUCACCUUAGAGACCGAGCUACGCCAAAUCAAAAUGCGCAUUAAGGAGAUUGAGAUGGCACCAGCACCUAUGGAAGAGAAGAUCAUAAUGGAGGAGGUCCUGAAGGUUGAGAGAGACCCCCAUCUGGAUAAGGCCUCCUCUAGCAUGAGAACAGAUAUUGAAAGGGAGAGGAAUGAGAUCUUGAGGUUGGAGAGAGAGUUGAGGACCCUCCAAAUCAAAAUUGAAAUCCUCCAGAGAGAGAAGACAGUGGAGAAGACAGUAUACAAAGAAGUGAUCCGAGUGGAAAAAGACAAAGUCGUGCAGAACGAAAGAUUGAGGAUCAGGGACCAACUAAACCAAGAGAGAAAUGCCCGGCGAGAUGCGGAGGAUGAAAUCCGGCGCCUCACUGAGCGAAUCACACGCUUAGAUGAUGCUAGGAGAGACAUGUCUCGGGAAGAGAAAGCGCUUACCCAGACUAGAGACAGUCUGCUCCAAGAGAAGAAUAAUCUGGCCAAAAAUAUGAAUAACUUGCAAACAGAGAAGCAACAGAUCAGUAUUUCUUACAAACAGCAGUCUAAGCUGAUGAAUGAGAAAAGCCAACUGAGCAGACAGAAGAGCAUUCAGCUAGAAUCCAUGAUUCAGAAACUAGAGCAGGAUAUCCUCCAAGAGAAAGAUACACUGAACCAGAGGGAAUUGACCAUUAAAGACCUGCAGAACACCUUUAGGAAAGAGGAGGCCAAGCAUAGCGAAAAGCAGACUCGAGAGACCAACCUCUCCACCAGAAUAAGUAUUCUGAACCCAGAAACUGGCAAGGACAUGUCCCCCUACGAGGCCUACAAGCAAGGCUUGAUUGAUCGCAACCAGUACCUGCAACUGGAGGAACUGGAAUGUGAUUGGGAGGAAAUCACCACCCUAGGUCCUGAUGGAGAGGUCUCGGUUUUGCAGGACCGCAAGAGUGGUAAGCAGUAUUCUAUAAAGGAUGCCAUCAGGGAGAGGAGAGUGACUGCAGAGGAGGUCAGACUUUACAAGGAUGGAAAGAUCCCAAUUUCAGAGUUUGCCCUUUUGGUGGCAGGUGAGUCCAAACCCAAAGACAUUAGCACUUUUAUGUCAAAAUCUCCACUCCUCUCCCCAACAACCCAGGCUCAGAGGACAUUCUUUCAGUCCAGCAGUCCCCCUACCUCAUUUCAAGAGGAUAACUACCCAAUUGCUGGAAUUUAUGACACCAAUGCAGACAGCAGGAUAUCAAUCCGCACUGCCAUGAAUAGGAAGAUGAUUGAUCCCAUCACUGGCAACAAGCUACUUGAGGCUCAGGCUGCCACAGGUGGCAUUGUGGAUGUCAUAAGCAAGGAUCGGUACUCUGUCCAUAAAGCAGUUGAACGAGGUCUGAUUGAGAGCACUCACCUUCAAAGGCUACUCAAUGCCCAGAAGGCCUAUACUGGGGUAGAAGAUCCUGUCACUAAGGAGAGGCUGUCUGUAGGAGAAGCUGCUCAGAAAGGCUGGAUGCCUCGGGAUAGUGCCCUUGCCUAUAUGGAAGCCCAAGUGCUAACAGGAGGGCUGGUGGACCCCAAACGGACUGGUCGCAUCAACAUAACGGAUGCUAUUCGGAGUAACAUGGUGGACAGUGCCACCGCCAAAAUGCUGCAAGAUGAUUCUACCUAUCCCAAAGAUAUAGUUGAUCCAGUAAGUAAGGAGAAGAUCAAUUACAAAGAAGCCAUGGGCCGAUGUCAGCGAGAUCCGUCCACUGGGCUCCUCUUACUGCCAGCUGUAUCCACCAACAGCAUAUCGUAUCCUUCAUACCGCCCUGUAAACCGAUCCCUGCUUUCUUCUGGGUUUGGUUACUAAAGUACCUUCAGGGCCUAAAGUCUGAUAUGCCAUGCCACUCCUUGGAUGGGCUCUACCCAGUGACAUGCAUAGCUUAGUUGGCAACAUUCUUAUUAUUAUCUCCUUUUGAAGACUGGUCUGAUUUCCCCAUUCCCCUGCAUGUGGGCUCUCUCUGUACUCAUUUAAUAUAUCACAUUAAAACAUGCAAUCUUA
Erpetoichthys calabaricus (reedfish) is the source of this 6366-nucleotide messenger RNA. It is a transcript of the gene evpla, whose product is annotated as envoplakin a. Gene Ontology annotation, biological process: wound healing; intermediate filament cytoskeleton organization. The coding region runs from base 121 to 6174 and encodes 2017 amino acids. Gene Ontology annotation, cellular component: intermediate filament; membrane; cytoplasm. The record is from RefSeq and is a predicted model, not a curated record. NCBI's taxonomy places the organism in Eukaryota, Metazoa, Chordata, Cladistia, Polypteriformes, Polypteridae. The transcript is spliced from 22 exons. Gene Ontology annotation, molecular function: cadherin binding; structural molecule activity.